Ceutorhynchus assimilis (cabbage seed weevil) is the source of this 1578-nucleotide messenger RNA. The record is from the annotation of a GenBank genome assembly. Lineage: Eukaryota; Metazoa; Arthropoda; Insecta; Coleoptera; Curculionidae.
AUGCUAAAGAGAAUCGACUUAUUUUCGGUGCUGAAAAGCUGUACAUCGAAAAACAAGCAAAAUAAUGACGAGAAAGUCGAUGAAAAUAAGCAGUUUUCGGCAUGUUUGAAGCAGAGUUUGGCAUCCCUUGGUCCCCUAAUCCUAACUGUGGUGGUUGGUAUGACCCUCGGCUAUUCAGCUGUACUUUUACCUCAGCUUCAAGCUCACACUAAUGUUGCUAUCACAAUUAAUAAGGAAGAGGCAUCGUGGGUAGCUUCCUUGGCAGUGAUCCCAAUGGCAGCAGGAGCCCUAAUUGGCGGAGUCCUAAUUCAAAAAUACGGCCGCAAAAUGACCCACAUUAUCAUCUGCUUUCCCUACUGUGCCGGCUGGAUUUUGAUGUAUUUUUCCUUCAAUCUUCAAAUGCUCCUAACAGGAAGAUUCCUCACAGGCCUUUGUUCUGGCAUCAUCACUCCAGCUACUGGGGUUUACAUCGGAGAAACUACUGAUCCAAAAAACAGAGGCAUGCUACUAGGUGGAAUACCUCUGAGUGUAUCCGUAGGGCUUUUAGGUAGUCACCUUUUAGGGACUUUUUUAACAUGGCAAGUAACAGCUUUAGUUGUGGCUGUAUUUCCUUUUAUUGCUUGGCUAUUGAUGACGUUUACUCCAGAAUCUCCUGCUUGGCUAGCUCAGAAAGGGUUAAGUGAUGAGGCUCAGGAAUCGUUUUAUUGGCUAAGAAACGCUUCAGAGGAAAAUAGGCAGGAAUUUGAACAAAUGAUUGCUAGAGUUAAGGCCACCAAUAAUAAUACUAACAAAAUAGAUGAAAAAAAUCGUUUGAAGGAGCUUUUAGAGCCAGAAUUUUGGAAACCAAUGGCAAUUUUACUAGUUUUCUUUAUAUCUAGUCAAUGGGCUGGUGUAAACGCUGUAACAUUUUACUCAAUAAAUAUUAUGAAGCAAACUUUGGGCGAAUCCAUAAAUGAAUAUUUGGCCACAUUUAUUAUAGAUUGCAUCAGAGUCAUUGCCUCAAUAGCUCAAUGUAUAUUAAUAAGAAAUAUUGGAAGAAGGCCUCUGGCCUUAACAGGUGGUUUUGGCACAUUUAUACCACUAUUCAUCCUCAGUGGCUUUAUUUAUUCACAAAAAGUCUUCAACAUCCAAAAUCCAAAUUUAGUUGCUGUGCCCAUCACUUGCCUUUUAGCCUACGUGUUUUUUGUGACAGCAGGUUUUGUCAGUCUUCCUUGGAAUUUAAUUGGCGAGCUCCUGCCAAUGGCAAAACGAAGUACAGGAAGUGGCAUAGCCUCAUUCGUAGCCUAUAUGUCUAUUUUUAGUGUAGUCAAAACUAUGCCUGCACUGUUUGAGAAUUUAGGUACAGACGGAUCGUUUUUAGUUUAUGGUUUUAUGGCGCUGUUAGGGACUGCGUUUGUUUAUAGGUGUCUUCCGGAAACUAAAGGGAAAACUCUGCACGAGAUUGAAGAGUAUUUCAAAGAUAGCAAAGAGGACAACAGUAAGGGUCCCUUGGAUACUAGGCUUUAAAUUAUUUGUUUUCGUUUUGCAUUUAGUCUGUGAUUUUUAUUUUAAUAAAAGAUUGAAACAAAAAGGCAUUUU